Messenger RNA from Hydra vulgaris (swiftwater hydra), 1668 nucleotides. RefSeq lists its product as uncharacterized. Gene Ontology annotation, biological process: chitin catabolic process; cell wall macromolecule catabolic process. The record is from RefSeq and is a predicted model, not a curated record. Lineage: Eukaryota; Metazoa; Cnidaria; Hydrozoa; Anthoathecata; Hydridae. Gene Ontology annotation, molecular function: chitinase activity.
UUAUACUUAGUUUUAUUUAAACACAGAAACGAGAAGUUUUAGUUUCGAUACUGGUUUAAUAAAUAAUAAUAAAUAGUUCUAUCACAGCCAAAUUUAAAGUCUUUUCGAGUAAGAAUGAACCUAAUAUUUUAUUUAUAUUUUGGUUUCUUUAUGGUCGCAAAUUACGAAGCCAUCGAAUGUCCACCUCCAUUUAAGCCAGGAAAAAAACCUCCUACCAAUUGUUCUGAACCUUUUGAUCCACAAAAUAGGCCUCCAACUCCUUUGGAAUCCUGGUUUACGGAAGCGGUUUUUAACGACUUGUUUCCUAAAUCAAAUCUUGGAUGGGGUGUUUCAAAAUGUCGUCCAUACAAUUAUAAAGCAUUCAUAAUUGCAACAAGAUACUUUCCGACGUUUGCAAAUGAAUAUGUUGAUCAUGAUCCUCUUGGAAAUAAAUUACCAACAAAUUAUACUCGCAAUGAAACUUAUAGAAGAGACCUAUCUGCAUUUUUUGCUCAUGUAAUUGAAGAAACAGGAGAAAAUGAUAUUGAUCUUUAUCAAAGGUUACCUAGGGAGGAGGCAGACAACUGUUUUUAUAGAGGUGGUUUUUAUAACUGGUUUGAAGGAGGACCUAUUUCAAGUUUUGUAAAAAACAAUGGACUUGAUCCUAAGGAUGGAGAAUUUUGCACUCAAUCAGGAGAAUACUGUGAUAUAAGUACCAAUAGUCAUUGGUUUUACCCAUGUAAAAAUGAAACAAAAUCUGAAUGGACCAAGGAAUGUUACUUCGGUCGUGGUGCAAUCCAAAUAUCCUACAACUUUAACUAUGGACUAUUUUCUAAAUGGCUUCUAGAUCAAGGUAUUAUGCACAAUGGUGCACCAAUCAAUCUUCUUGAAAAUCCUAAUUUGCUAAUGACAAAAAUUGAUCCUCCUUUAAGUAUUAUGGCAUCACUAUGGUUUUACAUGACACCACAACCACCAAAACCUGCUAUGCAUGACAUUAUAAUUGGUGAUUGGGUCUCACCAGAUCAUGAUUAUUUCGGGAGUGUGUUUGGUCCAACUUCAUUGGUAAUAAACUUUGAUUGUAGCGGCGAGGAUCCUGAUGUUCCAGGCGGUGGAGGAGAGAACCGUCGAAUUAAAGCUUUUAGAUGGUUUACGAAAUACUUUAAUACUCCAUUUAACACUGGUCUACCAAAAACAAUGUCGUGCAAAGGGUUUAAUAAUAAUAAUCAAUUUGAAUUUCCUUAUUCACUAGGAUAUAAAAAAUCUUGGGAUGUAGAUUGGUCAACAUCAUGGAAGGAUACGGUUCCUUGCGAAUGUGUUAUGCAAACAUACAGUGCUCCUAUCUUUGCAUUUGAUCCUGUAAUAAUGCCAAAAUAUCAAAAGUAUAAUCCUUCAAAUAAAAAAUGGUGCGAAAACAAUUAUCAACAAGGAUUUGGGGAUCAAGCCUGCGCACACUAUCAUCCGCCGAAAUUUGAUAUUGUUGUUUAAAUAAUCAAUUUAUCGAACAACUUGAAAACCCGAUAAACUUGUCUAAGUUUUCCUACUCUAAAUUCAGUUUAUUCAAUUUUUUAAAGUCAACUCCGAUUUUUGUUUUAGACUUCUAAUCAAUAUUAUAACUUCUAUAUUUCACAUAAUAUUCAAGUCAUUGAUGCACCUUUAACUUUUUUAAAUUUAAUAAUUUUAUUACUUAAA